This is a messenger RNA of Spirometra erinaceieuropaei, 14549 nucleotides long. The record is from the annotation of a GenBank genome assembly. NCBI's taxonomy places the organism in Eukaryota, Metazoa, Platyhelminthes, Cestoda, Diphyllobothriidea, Diphyllobothriidae.
AUGAACCAACCACUAAUUUUGCCGACUCCGGGAUACGUUUUGCCCUCUCCGGGUCUUAAUGUUUUCUCUCCAUAUCAGCCUGCUGCUGGCAUCGGGCCAGCGUUCUCGCUCAUGCCGCAGCAGCAUGGCCUACCAUCUCCGGUUGUUGCACAAAACAAUUCCAGCUCGAGCUUCUUCAUGCGAUUUGCACCAAAUCCACAAACAUCGCCUCCUACGGGACUGUCCACCGAGGGCUCGCCGAACACGGAAAAGGACUUUAGAAUAAUUACGUGGGAAGAGUUGCGACAUUUAUUUCCAAAACCUGGUCCAGAAGGCCGCGUUGAAUCAGGACUUCUGUCUGACGGCAGAGCCUAUGCCCAGAAGACAGCAAAGCGUGACAACUACUUUCUUUUUCCUUCGAAGUCGGCUUACAUUUUGUAUUUCAUGUAAGUACCUAUCUGCCCAUCAGUCAAGCUUGCCUAUGUGCCCUUUACGAGCACUUUAGUUCUAGUAUUUCCGGUGCCGCUAGAUCUAGUAAGUCGGGGUGGAACUUUCUCCGGUCACUUAAAAGUCCAUGAUUUAAUGCACACAUAAGCUUAUAUAUACUAGCAUUUCCUGCUCUUCUCGUAAGGCCCUGUCUAGUAAUAAAGAAUUAGCCUCCAUUUCAGUGGGAGAAAGUGGUUUUGUUCGUACCGGUUGUGAUGUGAGGAAUGCAUGUGUCAGCUUAUGACAUUUCAGCCUCAUUACCGCCGAUCGGUCAACAACUGGACUUCUUAAGGAAGUGAUAGAAAUUACCGAGUUUCGGAAGUCUUGACUAAGGCUUUGACCCUCCAUGUUUCUAUGAGGUCUGUGAACUUUGACUACGGGCAGCUGUGCAUUCUAUGUGGGAGGUGGAAUACAUAAGCGUGCUGCAAACUUCCCACAGAAAUAGGCCAAUUCUAUACAACGGUAGGACGUAAUCUGCGGCCUGGACCGACCAGUUUGCCUUAUUACCGUGAGCAUUUUUGUUAAUUUUGUGUGUACGUUAAAUAGCCAUUUCUCUCACUCGUCAUAACCUCCGCCUGCCCUUUAUCUUCAAGAAGUCGGUGUUAUUAUGGUGCAGACUGAUCCCAACCCUUUUUGUCUCUAUUGGCUAUCACCGAUGUGAACGGUUUUGGUGAUCAAAGUGCCAUUUGUUUCCUUGCCUAUACUUCCACAAAAGUGCUAAUACCAAAAUUGAUACGAAGUGCCCCUGCGUCCUUUCACCACAGGCCACGCGUCUUCAAACAGUAGCCUUAGCAUAAAUGGUAAUCUUGUGUUUAUGGUCACUGUGGGGUCAAUCGUAGUUGAACGUUAGAAGCUCACAACCCCAAAAACUAGUGGUUUUAUGCUGCCGCCAGACCCAGAGCACCCGAAUAAUUACAAUUGCUAAUGAAUAUCCCAGGUGAAACCUGGAAACGCAUUUGAAAACACUGCUGAAAGGAGUCCCAUAAGGACCCAGCUAGUUUUCUUUUACAGACAACGGAGCUGCUCCCACUCGUACCUCGGCAACUGGAAGGAAGUAGGCUGGCUUCAUAAUUAUGCUACGCAAUUUUACAUUGUGCUGCUUUAAUAAUGCCUAAUCUGGCCGGUCUCCAUUAUGUUGCGGUUUACACUUCUUCACGCGCACUUACCUGUGCAUUCGAAUCUGGAAUGCCGAACUUGUUUCCAUAUCUAACGAAGGCGACCAAGUCUCAGGGACGCGAAGACAGCCCACGUGUCUCGACGACCUGUGUUGGACCAGGUUUUUAAUUUGAAGUUGAUCUGUGAAUUCCGAAUUUUGAGCAGAGACCACUGAACAUGCACUGGUAAGAUGUUGGCGUUUUUAACACGACGGACUUGAGGCGACUCCGAACCCACAGAACAUCCGCAUCACCUAGGAACAGUGGCAUAAUCCUGGCGUUUUUGAUCAUCCUGCACAUUGCAGUCAGUGACUGCUACGGUUAUUUUCUGCCUAUGCACGGAAAUGUCAUCCUCUGGACAAUCAACAAUCGAGCUCCAUCUCCCUCCCUCUCGGCCACUGUAACAACCAAUCGUUUAGUUUAUAAAGACCUCCGUCUAAUCAAGGAGCUGUGGAUACCCGAUCCGCACACACUGCCAUCACGUACACCGAUUCGGCUAUCCGAACCCCGUUGCCGGUCUAAAACUGCUCCAUGUCCAGCUGAGUGCCACACCCCACUUGUGUUUUCCUGCCCAAAACAGUGGCAGUCAGAAAAGGUAGACGAAAAAUUGCUGACGCCUACUCCAAAAUGCAGGACUACCAAUAUACACCAGCGAUAUCUUGUGAUGCUACAGUUGUCAGAGAAGCGUUUGCCGUUUCGAGUUGCAUGCGCUGUAGCCAGUGAAAGAUGAAAGGGGAGAGUAGGUCAGACACCGAAGUCGAUGGACUUACUUUCUUCAAAGUACGCCAAGUCCAGUAGUACUGGUACCUUCGACCGCUGUCAGUCCGCCGCAGGGACUAGGCUGAUGUAAUGGUGUCUGGUGAGGACUGCUUUCCAACAGCAUUUUCAAGUGUUACCCAACCUUUAGGCCUCUGGGCCCAAAUUUGGGGGGACAAGAGACCAGAAUAAGGGUUAAUUUUAAGCAUCAGGGCUUAUGCCCAUUGGUGAUUGUCGACGUAUUCAAGUCUUGUGACGAAAGGCGACCGUCAAUUGGGUCUCGAUCGUGGUUCAGUGCCUCAUCUCCUUAGAUUGUCAUCUGUCGCCAUGACCGCUGACAGCACACACGCGUUUCGUGGGUUCUGUAGUUGCAUUUGCCCAUUUGGAUCCACCGUGGCUAAUAAUGCUGCGCCCUUCAAUUCAAUUCGGAACUGCGGCGACUUGUUCAACUCGGUUACUGUAGAACGAUAACAGAAGUCCAAUUGAAUGACGAGCAAUUUGCCCCUUGCAACUUCUGCUGCUUGUCGAGACUGAUUUUUUGACAACUCACUUAAACUACGCAAUAAGUAGGGUUCUUCUAUGUACGUCUAUGGGGCACCCCAACGUCGUGUUCCGUCCUUGGCUUUUAUUGAUUACUCAAAUUACGCUGUGAUGUCAGCGAACGCCUGUAGGUACACGCAACGGUCUGUGCGCCGGGUACGUGGGAAUGUAAUCAGAUUCAAACUAAUUCGGAAUUUGUACCGGAAGCCAUCUGCUGGGUUGUAAUCGCUAUAGCUGUCGGCACAAUGGCAGGGUAAAGUGGCGAUAAAACGGCUCAUCGUGGUCCUCGUUUGGUUCCACCAAAACCCGCGUAAUCGGUGCGGCAUCAGUCAGAAGGCCAACUUGAGCUCGCGUGAGCCACACAGACGUCGCAUUUGCCGAUCUAUCGUGCUUUCUGGACAAUAUAAGGGCUGUUUGAUUCGAAAAUUCCGUCUAUAGCCUCAACAGACCUUCGCAUAGUCACGAACAAUUAGUAAUAGAGUAAUCAGAAGACGAGGUGGCGAGCAACUCUAAUAAUAUAGUCUUAUCAACCCGGAAGAGGCAGACGAAGUCAGUCAUCUUUGGCUUGCUGUAUUUUAUAUUCAGAACAGGUGGGGGAGUGCACCGCGUGUGACAAAAUGUUCUCGGUCAUUGCCGGCUGGUCAUGAACCUGUAGCUCGAUAGCCGAGGGCUUAUUUAAUCACAAAUGGGGUCCGGAUACAAACCUGCGGUCAUAGCCUGGAUUUUGAAUUGUUUAGGAAGUCCUCAAGCCUGGAUCCGAUAGUUACUCACGACUUCACCGAGGUAGCCAGGUAAAUACCUGGACAACGCUCAUAUGCAUCUCUAAUUCCGGUUCGGCGGUUAGCUUGUAGUCUGACCUAAUUUCACGCCUGAGUCAGCCGCCGAUUGAGUGCAAUACAGGACACUCAUUUGAGAAACGUACUUACUUGUACUUUAUACGGCUGCGCUCAUGCCUGAUCUAGCCAGCCUCGAUGAUGUCACGAACUGUACCUCUCCACGCGUGACGAUCCGCGGCAGCAGGUCUGGACAGCUCAACCCAUUCCCUUCGCCAACGACGGAGACCGAAUACCGAAGGUCCGAGAACCACCUCCAUGUCUUGACGAACUGUGUCGAGCCAGGUUUUGAACUGACCCCCUCUUUGACGCCUCCAAUGGGGCAACGGUGCUGGAUUGAGGACAGUAACACUGAGCUGCUGAGGUGGACGACGAAGAACAUGUCCAAACCACCUCAGUCGUCUUUCUUGGAUGGCCUGAGUUAUCCUUGUGAUGUUGUCGCAGCGAGCGCGGACUGUCUCAUUUGAGACGAAGUCGGUGAACUUCACUCGAAGGAUGAUCCUCAAGCAGUGGGGGUCAAAUACCUCCAGUUUUCGCUCGUCCUCUACACACAAAGCCCAGCAUUCACAGCCGUAGAGAAAGACAGACGAGACAGAUGUACGGUACAGUAUAAAGCCAGCUGCGUUUGCCUGAACGAGCACUUGGAAGUCUUAGUAUAAGUUAACAACUGACUAGAGGAUUUACCUACGGCACCCAGCUGAAUGUAAACUUUCGUAGGAGACCCGUUUUACACAGAUGAAUGUCUAUGUCAGCUCACUUAUUUGCGCUCGGUUGACCAUUAGUGCCUUGAUGUGUCUGAAGUUCAUUGUGGCUAACUGCAAUCGAAUGCUGUUUAGCGACCCAGUUGAGUACGUCUAUCGUGUUGAAGGCUAACACAGACUAAGCUGCCUGAUGGGCCAUGUAUUUUUAAUUAUAAGGCCGGGAAACUUAAUUGCAUAUGGAAGCGACCACGACUGUGCGGCUGUAAAGGAACACGGCCAUUUCACGAAAGAUAAUUUACCGAAUUUAGCUGUCUGUGACUCUUCCUAUAUCUCAUUCUCUGUGAAGAUGUAUCUACGCUAUGUGACGAAACUCCAAAGGAUUAAAAUUCCAAAAUGUAAUUUCGAUUACGAGUUGCAGUGCCAAUUAUCGUUCAGUCCAAUCGUAACCUGUUUCGUGUACGCCUUGAUGCUGGGGUGUAAAUGAACAUAUCCCCAGGCCCCUGCGAAUAUCAACUGGCGUUUUUUCACCGGUUUUCGAUGUCCGUGUGGACUCGGUCACGUAGAAAGUGUGCGCAUGAUAAUCUUCCAUUUUACUUCUGUAAUAAUUUUCGUUUUCACGAACUUUGUACUUGAAAAGAGGUGUUUUCCUGCUGCGCUUACAUUUAAGGUUUCCAAAUGACACAAGCAAAAUCACGUAUCCCUUUGUGCACUUAGAAGCCACAGAGUACACAUAAAAUAUAUUACAUUUCGUAAACCAAAGCACCAUUAAAAUACGUGCAGAUCCGCUGUUACUAUAUAAAUUGUUAUAGUCUCGCAUUUUUUUCAAAAAUGACAGAGUAAUCCACUUAAAACAAGUUCUAUGAUGGGAAUUAUCCGUGCAUUCCUUCCACAAGAUAUGAUCGAACAUAAACAUAGAUCGAUAAUGAGUAGGAAAAUGCGCAUUUCUGAAGUAGCUAUGUGUAGUUGGUGUCUUCUGUAUGUAGCUGUAGAGGUGCUCGUUCAAAAGUCAGCAUUUUGGAGUUUGUGAAGUGCCUUGUGCAAUUGAUAAACAAACUUGACGUCAAGUUUUCGGCGUGCAGAAUAUAAACUCCCCGACUUUCGCUCAUAGUUAUCUUUAACGCCGCAUGCUACAUUAUCCGAAGCAACACUGACUUAUUGCGUCGGCCAUGCGGACCAUAUGUCAAUAAUAAUAAUAAUAAUAAUAAUAAUAAUAAUAAUAGUUGUAUUGAGCGCCCGUGCGGGUAGUGUCACUGUAAGCCAGCCCAAAGGUAACCCAUUUGUGUUUAUAAUGUCGACCGACGGAUUGGACGCCCGCAUACUGACGACGUCACAGUGCGAUAAGGCAGUGAGAGGUGAAAAUGAGUAAACGGCAAAAAACUUCGCCUAAUUUUUUCAAAAAAGUUAUACAAUGGAUGGGAUUAGCGAGUUUUCAGGAGAAGAACUCGCCCAAUGGAGGAAAUGGGUUUAUGAAACAGGAGCACCAUUCUGGCGAGUUCAUGAGGGUUCGAGGCGUUCCUCGCCAAGGGAGGAUUCAUAAACGGGGAAGAGUUUUUCUCAUCACCAAAUCGCCGUAAGUGCGACCAUAACGCUUCUCGGCCGGCUUCAAAAACAACCAAGGUGGCGAGACAGGGGAACCCACUGCGAUCGUCGAAAGUCUGCUUUGGGUUGGAAGAAGGGAACGUCAAAGACCGAGGCUGCAGGGGAUAAUAGAAGUGGAACAGGUUCGAGACUGGCUUUUGAGACUAAUAUGUCACCUUACCGCGCCAGUUAGCACUCUAUAGAACGAACUUGUGCUUCGCCAGCGUUGUCUUUUUGGGUUCUCGGCUUGGCAGUGCGAUCCGGCUUUUCCCCCUCCCACACCUGACGAUUUUAUCCACAUUUACUGAAAGGAGCACAGGCAUUUUUUCUUAACCGAGGCGCAACUUCCUUGCAAAGGUUCAGCCAAACGUUUUGUUUCAACACGGCAACUAUGCAGUUAGCGUCUGCUGCAUUCAAAUUUCAGGACUCUGACCUCUGGAAUUGGCAGAAAAAUCCUAGUUAUUCUUCUGGAACUGGUAGAUUCUCAAUAAUCGUUCGCAGAAACAUCUAGACUGGACGUAAAAGCUUACGUCCCAGUUACCCACUUUUAGGUUUUUUUUCCAGUUAUCUCAGAUAACUUCUAACUGAAGUGCCGCCAGAACACUGCAUGAGUAGCUGAAUCCCGCGGUUGCACCACGAUAAGCCUUUGGGAAUUCCUCGUCUAGACCAGUACUUGUGACUACGACCAGAUGAUAUUUGCAUCAUCGCGUGUUUACUGAGUCACGCCCUAGUAUUUUAUUGGUCCGGUUUUGUUCGCCUCCCCGAGAUUUGUAGUUGACCUUGAGCUCAGCACGCGUGUUGGUGCCUGCAUCAUCUGCUCGCGUUACUUACAAAGGCUCGCAAUAUGGGCUCAUUUGGGCGGCUGCCAACAGUGCGCUGCCGUUCUCGAUUAAAUUUUUGUCCUCUAUUGGGCCGUGAUGACUUAAGGGAACUGAUAUACUUCCUUCGCUACCUAUUAGUGUUUAUAUGUGAUGGUAGGGGUGGGUUCCCACCUUUUGGCUUAGCAAAUGGUGUUGGACGUAUCGCACUGUAUAUUUUGGAUGACUUUUUCGUAGCUGCCAAUAUUGCCUUUGACGUGCGCAGUGUUCUCGCUGUGUAAUUCACCUGUACUUAAUGCGCUCCAGUUAGCUAGGUUAAUAACCUCUAAAAGAGUCGCUAUCUAGGCACGAUACAUUUUUCGAUUGGUAUUCUUUGCUUAUCUAAAUUCAUUCAUCUACCAUAUGUACAUACUGAUUUUAUCUGCAAAAUCCGCAUUUCGGGAAAUUGUGUCUUGAAAUUUAGUAGUUCAAAUUGGGAAAGAAAAUGUAAUCAUGAACAGUUUCCAGACGUCUGCACGAGUGAUCAUGCCGAACUUUUCAAAUGGGAAAUCCGCCCCAUUUGGUUAUUAUUCGCAGGAACAUCAUUUGUCUUAUGCAUUUUUUCGAGGUUUUGUCCACACCACUUUUUGGUAGUGAAAUCUAAUGCAUUGCCAUUCUGAAAUUCAGUCCUGCUUUUUGCCUGGUUUCCUCGCUUACAGCCACUACUACUUCUCCCGCGACAACCUCGACCGUGACCAGACGAUACGCCGUAUGAUGAUAGAAAAUACAGCUGUUUCUGUCGAUAAACUGAUCCAGGCUCCUCGUUUGGCUUCCAUCGGUACAACUGUGUCAGACCUGGAAGUUGCUAUCCAUAAUAGCAAUAUUCUCUGCCUUGUGGACCUACCCGAUGGGAAACGAGGCGUCAAACGCUACGAUGGAUGUGAGUUUAUUGCCUACUUUUCUGCGUCCACAAUGACCCUCAUGUUGUGUACUUAAUGUGACAGUGUUCGAGUUUGACUUGACUGGCCUCUAUGAUGUCACAGGUUGUGCUUCUCUGGACGCGUUGAUUUCCGAUAGGGGAUUUAGAUCGCUCGACAUGCUCGUCUCCAACAACGGCGACCUAAUACCAAAGGCCUAAGAACCAUCGCCAUGCAUUGACGGGCUGUGUUGAGCCGGGUUUUGGGUUUUCUUUAUUGUCGCAUUGAGGUGGUCAUUGACGUCAGAUCAAAAAUACAACACCGAACUCAUGGGUCGGUCGACAAAGAACGCGCCCGUAGUUUGCCAUGGAUCUUCUCCUUGCAAUGUCGCAGUGAGUUCAGACUCAUCCAUGAUGAGUUCAGUGUACCUCACUCAAAGGAUGGUCUUCAGGCAACGGUAGUCAAAGACCGUGAAGACUGCUUGCUGCUUGUGAUGCUUGCGAUAUCAAAGCAGCGAUUCAGGAGACGAUAUCGCCCCAUACUCUUUCCAUGUAGCAGCGACUCCGCCAUGAGGUAUUUGUGGCUAUCCCUCAGGCUGACGACAAUCAAUCUCGAGGAGUGGUUUGCAGUCAGAAACGCAGCCCGAAAACGCUUGGUUUCCUGACUUUGAUUUGUAAUCAGACUAAUUUAGGCACCUCCUUCACCUGCGACACUACGUUCUGUUGUUCGUCGUAGCUUAACGCCGGCAAAUGUUACCGUUGUUGUAGUCAGUCAGCUGGUGCCCUCCUGCAAAUGCGACAUUAUAGUCCGCCCGUCGCAUCUGACGAUGUCCACCGUGUGCUCCACAGCAAGAUGAAGCAGGCACGGUUAGUUUUUAGUUAGGGUGGACUUGCGCGGCAUCUAUCGCACUCCUUCCCACCUGGGUCCGGCGUCCAGACAGCAUCAAAAAGACCGGAGGCUGGGAUGGCGCGGCCGAACCCGCGCCUUGGCGUUCUUCUUCAGACCCCCUUGUCCACAAAUGCAACCAGAUUUUGGCCAAUAACAAUGGCAGAAAAGACGUGGAUGACUGGGUAGCAAUUCGCACGACCUGUAUACCCAGCGGGAGCGCAAGCACGUCUAUCGCCAAAGAACCAGACACCGGGAAACUGCCAGCGCACACCAGCCUGCGAGGCCCACGGCAUAGCAGACGCUCACAACCCUUGGGGCCCAGAAGGGUGACACACAACACUGCGUUUGCCCGCGUCAUCACCCGCCAAAAGUCGUGUAAUUAGUCAGCCAUCGACUGAGAGGCACUACCCAUGUACACACACACACUUCUCACAUGCGUAAGAGUGCCACAGAUUCGGCAAUCGCAGAGCCGGUCACAGGCUGACGGGAUCUGUCAAAGGCCAUUCGGCAUUUCGAACGGUUCAAAGACACCAUUAUUUUCUACGUUCUGCACGAAGCUCAGCUCUGUUGGACCUCGUCCUAGUGGCACGCAUGGGAAUGACAAAGACUUCCGCAGCAAUGUCGUGAAGUCUUAUGCCGUGGUAGUUUUCUCACUUUCGCCCUUCUCGAAAACGAGCGAGGAUACCAGAGCCCCAGUGAUAAGGGACGAGCUAAUUCUCCCGCGUUCAGUUUUCUCAUGGAGCCUGGGCGCCAACGUGCUCACCUGCGGAUUUUAGUAGGAACACCGUCCUCCAGAAGCCUUGCAUAGGCUAGAAAGGGAUACAUGAAGUGAUAUGCGCUGGUCUAGGAAGUGGAUAUCUUCGGUUUGCUUUGAAGCUAAGGAUCUAUAACUUGCGCAAGCGGUUGCAUGGCGACUAGGAAUCAGUCGACACACUUGGUCAACACUGGAAUGGCAACUUGUGGUUUAUUUGCGCUGAUCUAUCAGUGAUGCCCCAAGCCCAGGCUGCGCGCCCAAAUUUCGAACCUGAAUCAUUUGAUCUUACCUACUUAUACUUGAUACGGCUGCGAUCAUGCCUGAUCUAGCCGGCCUCGAUGAUGUCACGAACUGUACCUCUCCACGCGUGACGAUCCGCGGCAGCAGGUCUGGACAGCUCAACCCAUUCCCUUCGCCAACGACGGAGACCGAAUACCGAAGGUCCGAGAACCACCUCCAUGUCUUGACGAACUGUGUCGAGCCAGGUUUUGGACUGACCCCCUCUUUGACGCCUCCAAUGGGGCAACGGUGCCGGAUCGAGGGCAGUAACACUGAGCUGCUGAGGUGGACGACGAAGAACAUGUCCAGCCCACCUCAGUCGUCCUUCUUGGAUGGCCUGAGUUAUCCUUGCGAUGUUGUCGCAGCGAGCGCGGACUGUCUCAUUUGAGACGAAGUCGGUGAACUUCACUCGAAGGAUGAUCCUCAAGCAGUGGUUGUCAAAUACCUCCAGUUUUCGCUCGUACUCCACGCACAAAGCCCAGCAUUCACAGCCGUAGAGAAAGACGGACCGGACAGAUGCACGAUACGCGCGAAUCUUAGUGGCGAUGGAGAGAUCGCGUCGGAUCCAUAGACAUUUUCGAAGGCUUGGGAAAACCCGGCGGGCAGCAUCAGUUCGGGAGAUAAUGUCAUCCUUACUCUGUCUAUUAGGCAGCAGCCUUGCCCCGAGGUAUUUAAAACUGUCUACUUCUUCAAGUUGACAGCCAUCAAUCCCCAGGGAUGCCUUCUGGUCGGGGAUGCAGCUUGACAAUACUUUGUUCUUCCCAGCGUUUAUGGACAAACCGGCUGAUUUAACGACCUCGUUCACCCGUGACACCAUAGGCUGUAGAUCACCAAAGCUUGAAGCAAGUAAGGAGAUAUCAUCGGCAUAGUCGAGAUCAGUCGGUCGGUGUCCGGGUGCAAGCUCAACGCCGUCACCCACGUGUAGGGCCUUCCCGAGGAUCCAGUCAAUAGUUUAGUUGAACAGAAUGGGCGACAGGAUACAACCCUGUCGAACGCCAGACCGAAUACUGAACGGUUGGGAAAGAUUGUUACGGGCCAGAACUCUCGCAGUAACGCCCUCGCUACUGCACUUCAGACUCACGUUACGUCAGAUAGGUCGUGAAUAACAACCCUAUGGUCCCUUUCUUCAUCAGGCGCGCAUCUGAUUUUGACAAUUUUCUAGGCUUUCAGGCUAUUCAGCACCUAGCUAGAGUUUACUUCUUAUGACCCGUCUCCUACACGUAGAGAUAUCACGGAAUCCCUCCCUCCCCUCUGUUUCGACAGUCCUUUCGCUACAGUCAUCUGAUAGGAAGUUUUAUUCUUAGUACAGUCUAACAUCCGUUCUCCCACAUUUCAUAAGGACUGUUCCACCCAGCUACCUGAAUCCACUGCGUCAUCUCAUUCUUGGUGCCUAACCCACGUGUGUUCAACCGCGAAGCUGUCCUGGGCCCGACGGCCACACCUCACUAACGACUCAGUGGCCUGAAGUUGCGUCAACGCACGCUCCACAUGUGGUGGUUCACAUGGCCCAGGCGUAAGAGGAAGGGGUUUCAGAUUCCUUGUAAUUUAGAGCGCAAUAGAGGCCACACUCAGCGCCGAGUAGAAACGAGCUGUCAACUGGAAGCUUUUAGAGUCAAUCGUUAGCGUGUUAUUAUGGUGUGAAAAAUGCAUUCGCUUGCGGAACUAUCCGCCGAAUCGACCUCGCUUUCCAUCCUCCACAGUGCGUGACCGAUCUCAUGAAUUGUUUGCCGGAGUUCUGAAAUGCCUUUUCGACCAGGAAGGAUUAAUCAGGUGGCGUUGUAAUAUUAAUUAUCAUGUAGCAUAAUCCUAUAGUAUAUCGGACUCGCCAGGAUGUCGCCUUUUGGAUGAACUUUUUUCUGAUCUUUCGCAGAAACUGAACUCGGUAAAAAAUGACUACUUAAAUAACAUGCACCAUUCACACCUAUUUUGAAUGGUCAUACAAAUUCAAAUAUAUUUUAUAGAAAACAUGCACAAAAAUAUGCUUUCUUAUACCUAUUUGGUAGAAAAUCAAAUUUUCUUCAUAUUUUAUACCCGAAAAAGUGUGUAUUUAGGUUUUGAAAGUUUCCCAAAUCCCGAAUAAUUUUGGGUCUCGUCAGUCGUUGCAUUCUCGUUUAGCGAUUUCAGUCUACAAGCUGCAUGCGUUCCGCGUAAGGAAAAUCAUAUAUUCCUCUGUGCCUUUCAGAAGAUACUGUAUAAUGUUCAUAAAAUUUUGCAAUGGAUACGGGCUAUGUUGUACACUUCAAGAGGAACAUUUGUUAAACGGGCACGUGGCACAAUGUAUAUACAAACAUCAAAUGGCCAUAAAAACCUCAUUAUUAGAAACCGAAAGAUAACCUUUCCUAGCGCAUAAACUAUAAAGUCAAUGUGGUUUUCUAUCAAACAAGUAUAAGAAAGCGUAUUUUAUGCAUGUUUUCUGUAAAAUAUGUUUGAAUUUGUAUGACCAUCCAAAAUAGGUGUGAAAAAUGAAUGCUACUUAAGUAGUCAUUCCCUACCGAGUUCGGUUUCUGCGGGAGAUCAGAAAGAAGUGCAUUCAAAAGUCGACAUCCUGACGAGUCCGAUAUCCUUUACUACAUGCAAAUGAAUAUUACAACGCCACCUUAUCAAUCCUUCCUAGUCGAAAACGCACUUCAGAAUUUAGACCAACAUUUCAUGAGAUCAGUCACGCACUGUAACUUGACACAGAUUACUUUAGUCAGUUUUAGUAGAACUAGCUUUUUAUAUUCCACGCACCCCAAAAUAACCGCCACUUCUCUGUUAUUUGUUGGCGAUUUUUAACUUAUAUAGUAUCGAAUGCCUUCUCUGUAUUUUGCCUCUCCAGAUCCCGGUAGCAUUGCCGCUGCGACCGGUGUUUCAAGCGCUGCCAGUGCCCUGGAUAGCAAACGUAGGAUAUCGGGAGACAGUACCGUCUACGCAGAUCGUUUCCAGUCGCCCGGGCCUCUUGAUGCCAACUCCAUGAAAACGGGCAGUAUCGAAUCUGCUAGUGUCGUCCCAGCAGUUCCUACCUCGCCCUUUCACUUGACCCCGGUUUCGCCUACCAAUGCGGCAGCUGGAGUACCAGAAACAGUCCCCAGGAGCGUCUUGUCGCCUCCCAGCGCUACUGGUGUUAGUUCUGGUGGCGGCCUUGCUGGGCAGCUGACCCCCGCCGCUACCGGUGCUACCUCUCCUUCACAGAGUGACUUUCGGAGGAUGUCUCGAUGCAGCAGCAAUAACAGCCCGCCAUCGCCAAUUCCACAAACCUCUAAUGAGCCAACAGUUGCCUCCACAUCUUUCUCUUCGCCUCCUUCGCAAUCCUACCUGGUCCAGGGACAGCCAGUUCUACCCACAUAUGGCGGUGGCGAUUAUCCACUUCAGCUGCAGACCACAUCAUGUGCCUUCAGUCCACAGAUCCCAGUCAGUUUUGUCGGACGGCCACCACGCACUGCUCCCUCUGUGAGCUCUAUUGACGCUGCUAUAGCUGCUGUCGCCGCCAUGUCGAUUGGUCAGGGUGCUAGUCCGGCCGCAGCAGCGACGGCGCCCAUCAGUCACGUAGUCCCGAGUGCCGCGACUUUGCAGCCACCUCCGGGGCUACACAUGCUCUGUCCGCAGCUUGGAGAACGUGGCCAUGUUGGGGGUCCGACUCAGCAGCACCCAAUUCCAGCGCCCUAUCGAGGUUUGAUGACCACUCCGGACCAGUCCCCCAUGGUAGCCGGCUCUGCGGCACAGCACGCGGCCACUGGCGGACACCAGGAUGCCACUUUUGCAGCCCUUACCGCUCUGGCUCAAGUGUACCAACAGCAACAACAAAACAUGCACAGAGGUCCACCUGUUCAGGUCCAGCCCGGUCAACCGAUGUACCCCUACCAGAUGCACCUUCAGACAGCUGGUCGACGAAGUACGCCACCACCGAAUCACCCGACACAUGCCUACUACCACCUGGCGGCCGUUCAUCAGUCUCUGCAGUUUCCCCAACUGCCUCAGCCGCAGCAGAACCAGGCACAGUUUUUCUCCAUGCAGAAACCGGCACCUGGUGCGCUCUCAGCUUUCCCAUUCACGGCCGCUGCUGGGGCCGUUGAUGGCGGUUACGCCGGCUUUCGUGGGGGAGCGGCUGCAGGUAGUGCUGGCACUGGUGCCGCCGGCUUCCCGCCCCAACACUUCAUCUCGGAGUCGGUUCUCGGCAAUACGUGGGACACAGCAAAUGCUCUAGCGGCUGCCGCAGCCGUUACUACGGGCAUUCAACUGCAGUACACCGCAAACCCGUCGGUUGGUGGGCUUCCGAUGGCCUUUGAUCAACUCUCUGUUCACAAUCCUCACCGUCCUCAAAUUGUGUGGCAUCAGCAUAUGAACCCAGUGACUGCUGCUGCUGUGAAGAUUCCUGGCUUCGACACCUCGCCAGCAAAUACGCUUCCCUCGAUGCCGUCAACCACAGCUUCUGUCUCCUCACUGGCGCCGUCAAAGCCGGUAGAAGUGCAUCCUUGCGCUGUGGAUGAUCCCUCCAUUGUCGCUGUUACCGAUUCCGGCGAAGCUGGCUCCAACCUAAAGUCAGUCCCCAUGUCCGUUGCGACGACGGCGGCGUCGUCCACGAGUGCCGCCACUGUCUCAAGUACAAAACUGCACACUGUGACCGCGGAGCCCAACACCGCGAAUGCCCCACGAUCGGGUAAGGGAAAGUAUAGACCGCACCAAAAGCCUCACGCCUCUCGCACUGUAACUUCUGUCGACGGUAUGUCUGCGGGUUCCACCAGCUCACCUCCGCGUAGCCUCCCAUCCAGCUCCGAUUUCAAGGACCGACCGCAGUCAGCUCUUAGUUUACCAGUGCAAAAGACGACUCCAGAAUUGAAACAACAUCAGAAUACCGAACCGCUGUUGGCCUGCGACCUAGGCACCAGUUUACAUUCAAACCCGGAUUGA